CUCUCACUUCUCACUCUUUUCCAUUUUGCUCAUUUCAAUGCUCUUCCCCUGUUUCCUUUUUCCCAUUCAUCACUCUUUUCUCUUUAUUUCUUCUGAAUUCCCACCUCUUUCUUCCCUUCUCAAUCAUCUCUGUUUCUCCUUUUCCUCUUCUUCCAACCCCUCCAUUCCUCUUUCUUUCAAGGUAAUCACAAAUCACUAUGCAUUCAUUGCUUUACUCUAAUGUCCCUUCUCUGCUUUUUUAAUGGGGUUUCUCAUGGGAAUGUAAGCUGUUGGAAGUUGGCACGCAUAUUUGCAAUUCCAUAGAAAAUUCCCCUGUUUGGCUUUUGGGUUGUUGGGAACACGUACGGUCUAUUUGCUUCAAAUUGAUUUUUGGCUUUUGGGGAUCAAUGCUGCGGAAAUGAUGCCAUUGUGUCACUUCUACUCAAGAGCCUAUUUAUGAGCUCCGAUCUUAUCCUGUCUUGGUGUGAUUCAUUUAUUAUCAGUACAAUGUGCCCGUGAAGUAGAGAUAUAUUUACUUCGCUUCUUCAAAGAUGAUGGCAUUUAUUGUUUCCUGAUCUUGUUUGUGUAGAACACAGAUACAAUAUACUGCUUGACAUUUACUGGAGUUCGACAUCUGUGAAGUUAGAUUCCACUGAGGCAAGCAAAAUUUAUAACGUCUUACUGAUCAGCGAAAGAGGGCUGUUGGUUAUUAUAGCUCAAGUUGAGCUUGAAUUCUUGCACUAUAUGGACCACAAGGCUUCAGAGUAUUUGGCUGCAAUGUUGAAGUCUUUUGUGCUAGUUCCUUGUUUUGGUUAGGGUCGAUUUAAUUUUUAACUUUCGUCAUCACUACCUGAAGGAAAGAAAGGAAAGAAGAAAAAUGGUGGAGCCAGAGUUUUGUGCUUCCAAUAUACAAUCUCCUUUCCGUGAGGAGAGUGGGGAUGAAGAGCUUUCAGUUCUUCCCAGGCACACUAAGGUUAUUGUCACUGGAAAUAAUAGAACAAAGUCUGUUUUAUUGGGAUUGCAAGGGGUGGUUAAGAAAGCUGUUGGCCUUGGAGGCUGGCAUUGGCUGGUUUUGAAAAAUGGGGUUGAAGUGAAGCUACAAAGGAAUGCAUUGAGUGUGCUGGAACAUCCCACAGGAAAUGAAAAUGAUGAACAUGAUUUGGACAACUCAAGUUGUAGCUCUGACAUCGGAGAGAAGGACAAUGAUUUCUCUAGCAGCGUUGUUUUCCACAAACUCAGCAAACCAAAAGUGAGGCAGAUUAAGCCAUGGGCUCCAUCUUCAUCAGCAAAGUCAACUAGUCGGGGCAGCUAUGGAGAAAUUCAAUCUAUUCACAUGCCAAAGUCAGGGACGCGGGUCAGACUGGGGAAACUAGGAACAGAGUCUUUGUGGAGAUAUAUCAAGCACUUCAAUCUAGUGAAUAGCAUUUCAAAUACUUCAAGGGACCAAAUCCUUCAAGUUGUACAACGACAUUUUGCAUUACAGACGAGUUUGAACGAGGCAUCAGUGAUGACUGAAUUCAUUCGAGCCGUUAAGAAACGAAGAGAGUGAGGGGGGGAGUGACUGAUGAUAUUGAAAAUUGAUUCACGUAAAUGUAUGUUUGUAUAGCGAUUAAUGAUUAUGCAUGUUAACUAUAUAGUCUACAAACUAUGUAAAACUUCUAACUCUCUAACAUUGAGUUGAUAACGUCCUAGACUCAUACUAUACUUCUUUUUGCUUCUCUUCCAAGCACGGGUGCAUUUAGUAUGGGUUUAGGAAAAUUGGAGCUUCUCUCAACUUUAUGUUUUUAUAUUAUAUGUAUAAAGAAACUAAUAUAGUAUUAAUUUUAGUUGGCUAAGUGGUAAAUGCAUGCUCCCACUUUUCUUGAGUA
This is a messenger RNA of Cucumis sativus (cucumber), 1847 nucleotides long. RefSeq lists its product as hypothetical. The transcript has 8 exons. Gene Ontology annotation, molecular function: protein binding; transcription coregulator activity. The coding region runs from base 857 to 1528 and encodes 223 amino acids. The record is from RefSeq and is a predicted model, not a curated record. Gene Ontology annotation, biological process: regulation of DNA-templated transcription. Gene Ontology annotation, cellular component: histone deacetylase complex. Lineage: Eukaryota; Viridiplantae; Streptophyta; Magnoliopsida; Cucurbitales; Cucurbitaceae.